Motacilla alba alba is the source of this 3760-nucleotide messenger RNA. RefSeq names its product epithelial splicing regulatory protein 2 (gene ESRP2). The record is from RefSeq and is a predicted model, not a curated record. Gene Ontology annotation, biological process: regulation of RNA splicing. The transcript is spliced from 17 exons. Gene Ontology annotation, cellular component: ribonucleoprotein complex; nucleoplasm. Gene Ontology annotation, molecular function: mRNA binding. The coding region runs from base 253 to 2373 and encodes 706 amino acids. NCBI's taxonomy places the organism in Eukaryota, Metazoa, Chordata, Aves, Passeriformes, Motacillidae.
AUGGCCUUGUCCCUUUGGGAGAUUGACUAGAGUCACAUGAGCUGCACCAAGGGCAGGUAACUCAGGAGAGGGGAAGGGGAAGAGGGAAGGAAAAAAAAAAACCCAGAGAGAGAGAGAGAAAAAAAAAAGCCCAAGCCCAGACUGAGCUUCUGCCAUGAUGUCAGAGGGAAAGAAACCCACAGCUUGCUAAUUUCACCUCCCAAUCGGCCCCGGGAAGGAGAUCACCGGGAACAGUUGUUUCCCCCUGUGGUCAUGACGGCUUCGCACAGUGACUCUUUGGUGGUGUUGUUUGGGGCAACAGCUGGUGCAUAUGGGGCUAAACUGGGUUCGGAUGAGAGGGAACUAAUUCUCUUGGUGUGGCAAGUUGUGGAUCUACAGAACAAGAAGGUAGGGACACUACACAAAUCCCUGGUGAAAGCAGACAACUUGGACUUAAGUGACCAGUGUCGCGAAGUCAGUGGCUUAACACCAGAGGGACUGGGCAAAGCUGAACCACUGGACCGGGUUCUUCAACAGUUUAGUCAGCUGGUAUCCAGUGAUUUGAAAGUACUUGGAAGGAGCUCUUACACACUCUGCAGUGAUGGCCAGUUACUCAUCCGACAAGUUCUCCACCCGGAAACAUCCAAGAAGAACUUCUUGUUGUCAGACUGCUUCUAUUCCUUUUAUGAUCUGCGCAAAGAAUUCCACACUUGCUACCCUAGUUCAGCCGCCGUGAAAGAUCAGACUAUCAAGAGCAUGGCAGAAUAUCUAGGCCUAGGGACAGAUGAAGCAGAGGAGGACUUUGGCGUGUGGCAAGUGAAGACCAUGGUGGCUAUCAUUUUCAGCAUGCUUUCAGAAGGUUGUAAUCACAUAUUUGCUGAGCCUGAAACUGUGAAACACAAGUAUGAAACAGGUCCUUGUAGUAAAUCUGAAACUGUGGACAGUGAGACAGUAAUACGUGCCAGAGGUUUGCCAUGGCAGUCUUCAGACCAGGAUAUCGCUCGAUUUUUCAAAGGACUCAACAUUGCCAAAGGUGGUGUGGCUCUUUGUCUGAAUUCCCAAGGAAGAAGAAACGGGGAGGCUUUGGUUCGGUUUGUCAAUUCUGAACAGAGAGACCUUGCCCUGGAAAGGCACAAGCAUCACAUGGGUAGCAGAUACAUUGAGGUUUACAAAGCAACUGGGGAAGAAUUUUUAAAAAUUGCAGGAGGCACCUCCAAUGAAGUGGCCCAGUUCUUAUCCAAGGAAAAUCAAGUUAUCAUCAGGAUGAGAGGCCUUCCAUUCACUGCUACCCAGGAAGAUGUUUUGGGGUUCCUGGGGCCGGAGUGCCCAGUCACAGGAGGGAAAGAGGGACUUCUCUUUGUCAAGUACCCAGAUGGCAGGCCCACAGGAGAUGCAUUUGUGUUAUUUUCCUGUGAAGAAUAUGCACAGAAUGCACUUAAAAAGCACAAAGAAAUACUUGGAAAGCGUUACAUUGAACUCUUCAGGAGCACAGCAGCAGAAGUCCAACAGGUACUUAAUCGAUACAUGUCAACACCUCUCAUUCCAACCCUUCCAACUCCCAUCAUUCCAGUCAUACCCCCACCGUACACCAUCGCCACGGGCAGCGUCCGCGACUGCGUGCGGCUCAGGGGUCUCCCUUACACUGCUGGCAUUGAUGACAUCUUGGAAUUUAUGGGAGAUGCCACAGGGGAUAUCAAGCCCCAUGGAGUUCACAUGGUCCUUAAUCAGCAGGGACGACCGUCAGGCGAUGCUUUUAUCCAAAUGAAAUCUGCUGACAAAGCCUUUAUGGUGGCUCAAAAAUGUCACAAAAAAAUGAUGAAGGACCGUUAUGUGGAAGUAUUCCAGUGUUCUGGAGAGGAGAUGAACUUUGUUUUAAUGGGUGGCACUUUAAAUCGUAGUGGCUUAUCCCCACCGCCAUGUAAGUUACCAUGUCUUUCUCCACCAGCUUAUGCUGCUUUCCAAACAGCAGCUGUGAUCCCAGCAGAGGCAGCAGCCCUUUACCAGCCACAAGCCCUCCUGCCAUCCACCAGGACGCCCCAGGCCUCUGCAGCUGCUCCUCCAACUGUUACCUACUACCCAGCCCAGGCUGCUCAGCUUUACAUGAACUACACAGCUUACUAUCCCAGUCCUCCAGUGUCUCCUACCACGGUGGGGUACAUUGCAGCUCCCCCAGGAGCUGUGGCAGCUGCUGCCACUGCCACCCACACUCCCAUCCUGCCCCAGCCUGGAGCCUUAGUCCGGAUGCAGGGCUUGCCAUAUAACACAGGAAUGAAGGAGAUACUCAGUUUCUUCCAGGGGUACCAGUAUGCACCUGAUGACUACAAUGGCCUAAUUCAGCUGAGCGAUCAAGCCAGGAGUGUGUUACAAGCACCGAAAGAGUGGGUCUGUUUGUAACUCUUUGUAACUUCUGAAGAAGCUCCAAGCAGAUUCCAUCCUCAUGCUUUACAACUUUAGUGGGCAGCCCAGUGGCGAGGCGUUGGUGACUUUCCCAAGCCUGGAUCUAGCUAAGCAGGCGGUGGCUGAGAGAAGCGGACAGCUCCUGGGCAGCCGCUGUGUGCAAUUGUACCUGGUCUAACUGAACACUCUGGAGGAUGAGGAAAGGAUGUUGCACUCAACACCGUGCCUUUUGCAAAAUAAGAAGUCUUCCCUUGCCACCCAGGCAGCAACAAAUGUGCCUUUUCAGCAUAACGUGUUGGAAUGCAGCAUGGUGCAUGUCCUUUUUAAUUUGAAAAAUGGCGUCUCCUAUGCCAAAGAUAAAGUGAAACCAAAAAAAUUGUGCAGUUAAUUUAGUUAAUUUCUAACAUACCUGUGUAAAAAGAAACAAAGCUGCUCCUGGCAUGCAGGUAAUUCUGAAGACAGUCCAGUAUCACUUCAGCUACCACAGCCACGGGUGAAACUUACUCAGUAGCAUUUGAAGUGGAAAACGAUGCUUGAGUCAUUCAGAUUCUUCUGUGUUUAGUUUUUAAGAGUUUACACUUGACAAAGUGUCUCGUUCUUGUAGAGUUUAAAUGUCUUUAGAAAGGUCUUUUGGAAUGCAUGGCUUACCCAGUUCAAAGCGUAGAUCAUAUUGAUUUUUGUUUUGUUUUGUUCUUGACUGGAAAAUAUCAGGAUGCUGGAUCCUGAACCAAUUGUGCUUUUUCAUGUUUUCAUUAGACAUUGUUUUGCAAAAGCCAUAUUUGACCUUCUUACCAGUGUACUGCUGCCAAUGUUAAAGCAAAAAAAUAAAACCAACAGCAAAACCAGAAAAAUCCUCUCUUCCCACCCUGCCCCAGCCCCAUAUUUUUAAUCUCUACAGGACAAAAAUGGCACAUAAACCUGAGUACUAAUAAGUUAUAUUUUUUUAUUUAAGCAUAAUAGCUUUCAGAUACUGUAUUAAAGAUUUUGCUCUAGUUUAUGUGCAUGCAAUUUGUUUACAUCUUUAAACUACUUUAUUUGUAUAUUAUGAAACAGCAAGAUAUGUUGAAAUCUGAAUUCUCUAGUGCAUGCUUUUUUCUUUUUCCCGUGUGUAUAUACAUAAGCUAGAAGUACUUUUACGUCAUGUAGCACGUGUUUAAAAAAAGACAUCUGCUGUAGAAGCACUAAAUGACUUUGUUUUUACUGUGCCUUACUUCUCAAUCAUUCCAAGUGCAAUACCAGCAGAGCAAAAUAUAAUGAAUUCUGUUGUUGACAUGUUCAUGGAUGUCUGAAUGGAUCUUUUUUUGUUAGUGUACAAUUUGAGUUGUACUUUAAAGAACUGAAUGAUGUAUGCUUCUUUAUAUUACAAUAAAAGAGAUGCUUACAA